Molecule: messenger RNA, 1563 nt
Organism: Dipodomys ordii (Ord's kangaroo rat)
Lineage: Eukaryota; Metazoa; Chordata; Mammalia; Rodentia; Heteromyidae
Product: zinc finger protein 24
Exons: 4
Coding region: 167-1273 (368 amino acids)
Biological process (GO): regulation of transcription by RNA polymerase II
Molecular function (GO): DNA-binding transcription factor activity, RNA polymerase II-specific; RNA polymerase II cis-regulatory region sequence-specific DNA binding
Source: RefSeq, a predicted model, not a curated record
CGGGGGCUGCUGGGAAAACGGCUUCGGAGCGGCGUUUCUGCGGCUGCGGCGGACAGCGAAACUGCUGCGGUUCCCGAGCCAGAGGAAAGCUGUGAGGAAGACAAGAUAUUUUCCUGAGGUUUAUAUCCUCCCUUGAUUGCCUUUUCUUGAAGUAUUACAAAUCAGGAUGUCUGCACAGUCAGUGGAAGAAGAUUCAAUACUUAUCAUUCCAACUCCAGAUGAAGAGGAAAAAAUUCUGAGAGUGAAGUUAGAGGAGGAUCCUGAUGGUGAAGAGGGGUCCAGUAUUGCCUGGAACCAUCUGCCGGACCCAGAGGUUUUCCGGCAGCGAUUCAGGCAGUUUGGAUACCAGGAUUCACCAGGCCCCCGGGAGGCUGUGAGUCAGCUCCGAGAACUUUGCCGUCUAUGGCUCCGGCCAGAGACCCACACAAAGGAACAGAUUUUGGAGCUGGUUGUGCUGGAGCAGUUCGUUGCCAUCCUACCCAAGGAGUUGCAGACUUGGGUUCGAGAGCAUCAUCCAGAGAAUGGAGAGGAAGCAGUGACAGUGCUGGAGGAUUUGGAGAGUGAACUGGAUGACCCUGGACAGCCGGUUUCUCUCCGUCGUCGGAAACGGGAAGUGCUAGUGGAAGACAUGGUAUCUCAAGAAGCAGCUCAGGGAUUACCCAGUUCUGAGCUUGACGCUGUGGAGAACCAGCUCAAGUGGGCAUCCUGGGAACUCCAUUCCCUAAGGCACUGUGAGGAUGAUACCAGGACUGAAAAUGGAGCACUAGCUUCAAAGCAGGAGAUUGCUUCAACAGGAGAAUCUCAUGGCGUUCCUGGUGCUCUUAAUAUAGGUGUUCCUCAAAUUUUUAAAUAUGGAGAAGCCUGCUUCCCCAAGGGAAGAUUUGAAAGAAAGAGAAAUCCCUCUCGAAAGAAACAACAUAUUUGUGAUGAAUGUGGAAAACACUUCAGUCAAGGCUCGGCCCUUAUUCUUCAUCAGAGAAUUCACAGUGGGGAGAAGCCCUAUGGAUGUGUUGAAUGUGGGAAAGCCUUCAGCAGAAGUUCCAUCCUUGUGCAACACCAGAGAGUCCAUACUGGAGAAAAACCUUACAAAUGUCUUGAAUGUGGGAAAGCCUUUAGCCAGAAUUCUGGGCUUAUUAAUCAUCAGAGAAUUCAUACUGGGGAGAAACCUUAUGAAUGUGUUCAAUGUGGGAAAUCCUAUAGUCAAAGCUCAAAUCUUUUUAGACACCAGAGAAGACACAAUGCAGAGAAACUUCUGAAUGUUGUGAAAGUUUAAGAAAUUACAAAAAAAAAAAAAAUCAACACUCAGGUCUUUUUCUUCAGAUAUAAAGACACAAUUAAAACAUGAAGUUAUACAGAAUAGUUUUUUUCCCUGUUGACUGUCAGAAAAGUCCACUGGGAAAUAUAAAAGAAAUCUUCGCUCACCAUUAAUAUUUUAUCUGGAAAGAAAUGGUGUUAUGCCUGCCUAGAAACUGAAAAUUUAAAUUUAAUUCAGGUGUUAAUGCCUAAAUUUUACAUGUGAUGUAUUUUCUAUUUUUUUCCUCCAAACAAUGAACUACCUGAUUC